AAAAUAAAAAGAGGAAACAGUUGGAUGGGACCUUUGAAAUCACAUGACUGGUGACUAAGUUAAGUCUUUCCUCCUUACCGAGGAGUCCGAUGAUCUUCCUUGCUUAAAGUGUCGGAUGUGUGUACUCAUGUUGCCGUUUAUUCUCUUUUCUACGCUGCUUUCUCCCGCGUUUGCUGAACCUGAGGAGAUACAGUGGAUCUGCAACUCCUCCGACGCAACCUUUUCCUACAGUUACUGUGAUGACAUGAAAUUCCCUUUUUCAGUUAGUGCUGAACCCUGUAUAACACUGAAGGGUACCAGUGGAUUUUUGCAUAUCAAGUUCAUUCCGAGGAGAGACUUAAAAAAGUUAUAUUUCAACCUCUCCAUCAAAGUCAACUCUUUUGAGGUGCCAAACCGCAAGGAAGUUAUUUGCCAUGGAUAUGAUGAUGAUUACUCUUUCUGCAGAGCUCUGAAGGGGGAGACUGUGAGUACAACAGUACCAUUUUCCUUUAAGGGAAUACUAUUUCCUAAGGGCCAAUACAGAUGUAUUGCAGAAGCCAUUGUAGGGGAUAAUGAAGAAAGACUAUUCUGCUUGAAUUUUACCAUCAUUCACCGCUAUAACGUCAAUUAGAAUAAAUGAAGAAUAUGUAUUUUUUUUUAUUUUUCAAAA
Messenger RNA from Meriones unguiculatus (Mongolian gerbil), 649 nucleotides. RefSeq names its product lymphocyte antigen 96 (gene Ly96). Gene Ontology annotation, biological process: toll-like receptor 4 signaling pathway; detection of lipopolysaccharide; innate immune response. Lineage: Eukaryota; Metazoa; Chordata; Mammalia; Rodentia; Muridae. The transcript has 5 exons. Gene Ontology annotation, cellular component: lipopolysaccharide receptor complex. The record is from RefSeq and is a predicted model, not a curated record. The coding region runs from base 116 to 610 and encodes 164 amino acids. Gene Ontology annotation, molecular function: lipopolysaccharide binding; lipopolysaccharide immune receptor activity; Toll-like receptor 4 binding.